Messenger RNA from Paramuricea clavata, 810 nucleotides. NCBI's taxonomy places the organism in Eukaryota, Metazoa, Cnidaria, Anthozoa, Malacalcyonacea, Plexauridae. The record is from the annotation of a GenBank genome assembly.
AUGACAAGCUUACAAUCAAAGAUCUUAAAUCUUUUGGAUGUGGUUGGGGGAAAGCUAAAACAAAAUAUUGUUGAAAACCACUCCUUGUCGAACGUAAAUUUUUUAUUGCACGGAAAUUUACAUACUGAUGACAACUCAAGCAUGUUCGAAACAAUUUAUUUCGACAUCUGUGAAGCCCCUAUUGUAAGCACAGAACCUGUAAACAAACAGUUAAACAAUGGAAGUGAAUCUCCAGUAAUUGAAAAUGCAAAUUCAAAGGAAAUUGAUAAUAAUGAUUCAUCAAGCCGCACUCAUAUUGAUAAUCUAAGUCGACAAAGCUACAACAAAAAUUCAAUUAUUAAUAGUAUCAGCAAUGGAGAUACCGAUGACAACUCAAGCAGGUUAGAAACAAUUGAUUUUGACAUCUGUGAAGCCCCUAUUGUAAGCACAGCAUCUGCAAACAAACAAUUAAACAAUGGAAGUGAAUCUCCAGUAAUUGAAAAUGCAAAUUCAAAGGAAAUUGAUAAUAAUGAUUCAUCAAACUGCAGCAAACAUACUGAUAAUUUAAGUCGACAAAGCUACAAGAAUGAGCCAAUUAUUAAUAGUAUCAAUAAUGGCGAUAUUCAAGAAGUUAGUAUUUUGUCGAAAGAACGAAAAAUUCCAGUAAGAAUUACACAGCGCAAAGACAGUAAAGAUAAACCGAAGAAUAUUAAAACUCGUAACACCACGCGUCAUCGACUGGUGUUUCACCCCAAUUACCACAACAGAUCAAUGGUUUGGGCCAAUCAUUUAGAUCUUGUUCGCAUGGUGAUGCAUGGAACGUUGGUUUAG